Molecule: messenger RNA, 4011 nt
Organism: Peromyscus eremicus (cactus mouse)
Lineage: Eukaryota; Metazoa; Chordata; Mammalia; Rodentia; Cricetidae
Product: sperm motility kinase X-like
Exons: 7
Coding region: 394-2571 (725 amino acids)
Biological process (GO): intracellular signal transduction; microtubule cytoskeleton organization; protein phosphorylation
Cellular component (GO): cytoplasm
Molecular function (GO): protein serine/threonine kinase activity; ATP binding; tau-protein kinase activity
Source: RefSeq, a predicted model, not a curated record
GGAGGCGCCUGGAGACCUGAGAUCUGGAUGGGCGGUGCUCUCACUUGGUUCCGGGACCUUGGACGGAGAAGGUGGGCCAAGCAGAGCUCCAGAGAACACCGCUGGACUGCGAUACACCUUCCCCAGACCCCGCGACCUACCGAUCCCUUAACUUGCGUGACGGUUGCCGAAGUCUCAAUGGGGGUUGAAACUUCCAGAUCAAAGCUGGAAUGGCUACCCACUACAGCAGUGGGGCCACCAUAGGAGCAGUGGACUCUUGCAGCAUCACUUUUGUUCUUCGGGAACCCCAAAAAGCUGGAGGUCAGAAUGCCGAGAGCUGUCGUGACUGCUGACUCCUGAGGCUCUUGGUCCUGUGCACAGUUGGUCUUGGUACGAGCAUUUAUAUCGACAAAGAUGAGGAAGUGGGAAAUGGCUCAAGGCAACACCCUACAGUACAACUCCUUUGACGAAGAGGCUUUAACAGAACACUAUCAAAUCCUAAAGACCCUUGGUCGGGGAGCAUUUGGAGAAGUAAAAUUGGCUAGCCAUCUACUCACCCAGACAAAGGUAGCAGUAAAAGUUCUCCCAAAAAGCUCAAAGAACAUCUUCAUCAAAUCAGAAAUUGAAAUAAUGAAAUCUCUAGACCAUCCCAAUAUCAUUAAACUUCUUCACAUAAUCGACACCACAAAAAACACUUACCUGGUUAUGGAACAUGCCAUAGGCGGAGAGCUGAUGGCCAGGAUUGUGGAGUUUGGCUACCUACCUGAGGACGAGUCCCGUAAGGUAUUUAAACAGAUGGUGUGUGCCCUUCAGUAUUGUCACAGGAAAGGGAUUGCUCACAGGGAUCUAAAGCCUGAAAAUAUUUUAGUGGACGGCAAAGGAAAUAUAAAACUCAGUGAUUUUGGGCUGGGCACCAAGCUUCCCAUGGGGCAGAAGCUAGCAUAUUUCUGUGGGACCCUUCCUUAUUGCGCCCCAGAACUCUUUGAAGGUGGAGGCUACGAUGGCCGAGCAAUCGACAUCUGGAGUUUGGGAGUUGUACUCUACUUUAUGUCUACAGGGUGCCUCCCUUUCAAGGGAACUACCUUUGGAAUACUAAAGGACAAAAUCUUGGCAGGAAAGUACCCCGUUAAUUUCAAGCUGUCGCCAGAGCUUUGGGAUGUUAUUGCUAAGUUGUUAACCGUAAAUCCUGGAGAAAGACCAAGAAUAGGUGACGUUGUGGACUUUCAAUGGCUGAAGCAUGGCAAUGAAGGUUCUCCCAAUCCCUUUAGAGAGAACAAUGAGGACAGCUACCCAGACCCCACUGUGAUGGUCAUCAUGGGCGUCAUGGGUUAUAAGCAAGGAGAGAUAAUGGAAGCUUUACGGGAGAAGAAGUUUGAUCAAGUGAUGGCCACCUACUUGAUUCUUAGGCAGCAGUCACCCUGGGAAGAUGACAUUAUAAAACAUCUUCAGUCCAAGCAGUCUGCUGGAACCUUGAACCUUACAGGCCUUCCCACAAUACCUAAAGUGACUAUAAAGAGGGGAUCUAGUGUCCCUAUCCUUCCCACUUCUUCCAUUUUGCCCACUCUACCUGAGAGUCCCGAGAAUGACAAAAAGGGGAAAACGAGGUACAGUAUGCCUCCCACCGUGAACUGCCCUGACAAGAAAACAGCCCCAGUUCACAGAAUCUGCCCCCAGCGUGUACAUGAGGCUAAUUUCAUGAACAGCGCCCAGGGGGAUUCAGAGAGCACUAUUAACACCUCCGAUGAAAUAUGUACCACAGUCUCUUCAGCACUGGAAACUUAUUCCAGCAAGUUAUCCUGGAAUGUGUCCAAAGCUGGCCCUAACAAAUCAAAGAGCAAGGCGUCUUCACAGGAUGUUUUAUCUCAUCACACCCCAAUGGAGGAAGUUCAGUGCCAAGACGUCAACAUACCAGGUGAAAUUAUUGGCUCAUCUCUCCCACAAACCUCACCUCAGGAGGACCUCAGAGGACAGCCCCACAGCAUGUCUACUGCUGGUCGGAGAGGUGAAAGGACUAGCUCAUCUCUCUCACAAACCGCACCUCAGGAGGACCUCAGAGGACAGCCCCACAGAGUGGCUACAGCUAGUCGGAGAGGUGAAAGGACCAGGUCAUCUCUCCUACAAACUGCACCUCAGGAGGACCUCAGAGGACAGCCCCACAGUGUGGCUACAGCUGUUUCAAAGAACAACAUGACCUCACAAGGUAGAUCAACUCCAUUCUCCAGCAAGGAGGCCCAGGAUGAGGGUCUGAUUGUACAAGAAAAAGACCUCAGCCCAUCCUCCCCAGAAACAUCCCAGGGACACCUCAGUGGCCGGUGCCAGACUGCACCCAGAGCCCCCUUUAGAAAGCAGAUUUGGAAGAGCCUACAGAGCAGGAUUAUAAAAGGCCUGAGAAGUUUAUGCUGCUGCAUACCAACAGAAAAGAGGGAGCGCCUAGGCUGCAACAAAAUCCUGCCUGUGACCUUAGAGGACCAUGGAGGGAGCCAAGGUAACAGGUGUACCUGUGAGCCAUUAGAAGAGACAUCGGCACCGGAAGCGGAGGAGGACCCCAGAGGGCCUGCCCAGUUUGUAUGUGUUCACGAUGAAUAUUGCUGACCAGGUUGGAGCCAGACACAGAGGGACGAGUUUGCAGGGAGUGUCCAUCUUGUGCUCAUUUGGGAAGGUAGAGUGUGUGAGAACAGGUGAGUCCAUUAGUUAUGGUGCAGCUCUCAGCACCAUCCUGAACUACUAGACAGCUUGCAUCCCGUCCCCACCAGAUCCAGACACCUUCACAACUCACCCUAGCACUUACUGGUGAACUGCUUGUUGCUUUGCAACCUGAGUCAUAUAGAUGCACUCUUCUGUACUCUGUAUCUGAACAGACAGGGACACACACACACACACACACACACACACACACACACACACACACUCACAAACAUACUUCUCCCAAUGUACCUCAUGCACAGUUGACACUAGUGAAGUUUGCUUGAACUGGAGAGGACUCCUAUUCAAGCAAGAUAAUUUCAUAUUUCAUGUGAUUUCCCUCCUGGAAAUGCCUCAAAUCCCUCUAACUCAGCUUGUUCCUGUCUCUACCCCCAACGCAAUCACUUACCACCCUGCUCUACUGCUUCGCAGGAGUCAUAUGAAGCCAACACAUGCCAUGGUGCACAUUUUGCCCCAGGGCAUCCGGUCAUGUGCAAGGUAAGGCCCACCAGCUGUGCUUUGAGUGGAAGCAAGGUGAAGUCUGGAGUGUUUGACAGUUGGAUUCAGAGAUGGAGCUGGUUCCAAGCGUGAUCGUGGAUAGAAUCUGUUGAUGGAAAAACAAUGGCAACCCCCGGCCUGACAGUGCGGGUGUUCCUCUGGGUGGCUCAUGGUCUCCUGCCAUAUUUCCACCUCCUAAGAUAACUCAGAGACACUUAAAGGGAUUUAAGGGGUCAGAUUCACACCCCUCCUUAGGCCCACACUCUAGUACACCCCAAGACCACACUUUAGUACACCCCAAGACCACACUCUACUACACCCCAAGAUACUAUUUUCAAUAGUAUCUCACACAAAGAUCCCAGCCGUUUUCUUUCUGACAUCCUGUAGGGACAUUACCGUUGCUGAGGCUUUGUGUCCCCAGGCAGCAGGCUGGGAAAGUCCUUUGCUGCCUGUAUGACCCUAUGCUGGGGCUACCAAAGAGACUCCUGGGACUACACUCAGCAAGGGACAUUUUCAACUGGAUGGUGCUUAGAGCAGGAGAUGCCACUAAAGCCCUAACACACUGGAUGGAAGAGGGACACACAGGUCUCCUUGAUAAAAGAGGCUUCUUCUGAUUGACAGAGAAGUUGGGCCAGAGACUCUCAAGCAGAUGGACUAAAGAGGAACAAGGGAAAAUGUCUACUGAUCCAGGUGAAGAUCAGCCAUGGAGGAUAUGCUCAGAGAGCUGGGCAUAAGAUUGCUCUGCAGAAGUGUUACCAAGAAAGACAGGCACCAGACAAAAAGAUAUACGACACAAAUAUCUGAAUAAAGAGACUGUUUUCUUGCUAUAAUAAAUUCCUUUGUAUAUUUGAA